UCCAUUGGACAAAGGAACCAUUUUUAAGAAUCAUCACACUAUUGAAACCAUUUUGAGAUAUUUGGUUACAAAGGAAGCACAAAUCUUGUUCCAUCUUCAACCAAGAAGAUGACAACAACAACAAAUGAUGAUCCAAACUUUACAGAUAUCAUGUUUUCUUGGUCUCUUCAAGACAUUUUCAACCAAGAUUUGUACAAAGAUCAGGUGAAAUGUAUUGAGCUAAGAUUCAAGUCUGCUAGUCAUUAUUUUGGGUCCUAUGUGUAUCCAUUACUGGAAGAAACUCGAACACAACUGUGCUCGAGUAUGGAAAUCUUACAAAGUUCACCUUUUGCGGAAGUAGUUUCACUUAAAGAGGCACCUGAUACUAAGAAUAGGAUGUUCUACAAUGUUAGAACUAACAGAUGGAGAAACAGGUCAUCAGGUCAUGGAAAUCAAAUGUACAAAACAUUGACUGGCGAUGUUUUUAUUUUAGCUGAUUUUAAGCCUGAAAUUGUUGACGAUUUACAAAGGACGGGAAAAAUGUGGACUUUGGUAGUGUCAGCUGGGGUUGUGGAGGAGGAGACCAAUGAUCAUAAUGUGGAACUUAUGUCUUCUUUCAAAAUUCUUCCAUCGAAAGAUAUUGAUCUCGUUGAAGUAGGGCAGAAGUCUAUGUUUAUGAUAUUUUUGACAAAUAUAACCCCCAAUAGAAGAAUAUGGGAAGCCUUGCAUAUGUCGCGAAAUUCAAAGCUAAUCGAGAAAAUUUUAUGUGCUGGUGAUGAGGUUGAGGAAAAUUGUGAUUACUGCCAUCUGCAGACUGAUGCUCUAAGUCUAAAGGAUGACACGGCAUAUCAAAGGUUAAUAUCUGAUUUGAAUGAGUCCCAGAAAAAUGCAAUUUCUGCUUGCCUUUCUUCCUCUCAAUGCAAUCAUCAGUCGACCGUGGAUCUUAUCUGGGGUCCCCCAGGAACUGGAAAAACCAAAACUUUGGGCACUUUGCUUUUUGCCCUACUGAAGACGAACUGUAGGACUCUUGUUUGUACCCCCACAAAUGUUGCCAUUAAGGAAGUUGCAUCUCGUGUCUUAAGCAUGGUGAGGCCAUCCUUUGAUGGAAAUUCUGAUGAUUUGUUCUGUCCAUUAGGAGACAUUCUAUUAUUUGGGAACCACGAUGAACUUAAAGUCGAGGAGGAAAUCAAAGACAUUUAUUUGGACUAUCGCGUCGAACAGCUUUCGAUGUGCUUUAGACCUCCUAUUGAUUGGAGAUAUUGUUUUGGUUCACUGACUGAUCUUCUUGAAAAUUGUGUUCCGCACUAUCAUACAUUCAUUGAAAAUGAGUUGAGAAAGAAACAAGAGGGAAUUGAUGAUAAGAAGACUAAUUGGACUAAAGAUGAUAAGGCUUCUGAUUGUAGUGAGAGCAUGUGCAAAUCUUUUCUUGAGUUUGUGAGGGAAAGGUUUCUUGAAAUAGCAUUACCACUCAGAAAAUGUAUAUCUGUCCUACGUACCCAUGUAUCCAAAAGUUAUAUCGGGGAAGAUAUCAUUGAAGGUUUAGUCUGCCUUGUUCACUCCAUUGAUUCCUUUCAAUCUUUGUUGCUGCAAACUAAUAUUGUUUCUGAAGUAUUGGAACAACUAUUUUGUCCUCCUGAAAGGCAACAACCUUUUUCUUUUGAGUCUUCUGAGGGUGCUGAAUACUUAUUGAACAAUAGAAGAAUUGAAUGCCUGUAUUCUUUAAUAACCCUGGAAGAUUCACUUGGUAAACUCGACUGGCCGGAUGUUACACAUGAAGAAACAAUCAGAGUAUUCUGUUUACAAACAUCCUCAUUAAUAUUUUCCACUGCUUCUAGUUCUUUCAAGUUGCACUCUGUUGCCAUGAAACCACUAAACGUUUUAGUGGUUGAUGAAGCUGCACAAUUGAAGGAAUGCGAAUCAAUCAUACCUCUACUACUAAAAGACAUAAACCAUGGAAUUCUUGUUGGAGAUGAACGCCAGCUACCAGCUAUGGUUGAAAGUAAUGUUUCUCUUGGAGUUGGUUAUGGAAGAAGCCUAUUUGAAAGGUUGGACUUAUUGAAUUAUCCAAAUCACUUUCUCAAUAUGCAAUACCGAAUGCAUCCGGCAAUAAGUUCCUUUCCAAAUUCACAGUUCUAUUUAAACCAAAUUCUUGAUGGUCCAAAUGUUAUGAGUAAGAACUAUAGAAAGAAUUAUCUCCCAGCGCCAAUGUUUGGUCCAUAUGCCUUUAUUAAUAUAGUUGGUGGCAGAGAAGGAUUUGAUGAUGCUGGGCGAAGCCGGAAAAAUAUGGUUGAGGUUGCUGUUGCUAUAAAAAUAAUUCGGAAGUGUUUCAAAGUGUGGCUUGACUCAAAAGAGAAGCUCAGUAUAGGUGUAGUUUCUCCAUAUGCCGCCCAAGUUGUUGCUAUUCAGGAUGCACUUGGACAAAAGUAUGAUAGGUAUGAUGGAUUUGAUAUAAAAGUGAAAACAAUUGAUGGCUUCCAGGGCGGAGAACAGGACAUUAUUAUUUUAUCAACUGUGAGAGCUAAUGCCAGUGCGUCACUUAAGUUCAUCUCCAAUCACCAGAGGACCAAUGUUUCUCUUACAAGGGCAAGGCACAACUUGUGGAUUUUGGGAAAUGAAAAGACCCUAGUAAGUCUGGAUAAUGUCUGGAAAGAUUUGGUCCUUGAUGCAAAAAAGCGUCAAUGUUUCUUUGAUGCUGAUGAAGACAAAGAUUUGGCAAAAAGCAUUUUGGAUACCAAGAAAGAGCUAAAUCAGCUUGAUGACUUGCUUAAUGCAGAUAGUGUCAUUUUCAAAAAUUCCAUGUGGAAGGUUCUUUUCAGUGACAACUUCUUUAAAUCAUUUAAAAGACUGCGAUCCGAGCAGAAAAAGAAGUCUAUCAUUGGACUCUUGUAUAAACUUUCUAGUGGAUGGAGACCAAAAAGGAUUGAAGUGGACUUACAUUGUGGAAGUUCAUCACAAAUGUUAAAACAAUUCAAAGUUGAAGGUCUCUUUAUUGUUUGUUCGAAGGAUAUCGUAAAAGAAUCAAGGUACACUCAAGUUUUGAAGAUAUGGGAUAUCUUGCCUCUAGAGGAUAUCCCAAAAGUAGUGAAGAAUCUUGAUAAUAUAUUUGCAAGCUACACUGAUGAUUUUAUUAAACGCUGCAGUGAGCAAUGUUUAGAGGGGAAAAUUGAGGCCCCGCUGACUUGGGAAAGAACAACAGAUAUUAUCAAGUUUAAGAACAUUGAUAAUCUUGGAAAUGAAGCUGAAGUGAGUAAUUUUGUGGUUAGUCACUUGCUUUCUCAUCAUAACAUCGAUGACUUAGAUCUGCCGUUUGAAGUAUCUGAUGAAGAGCGUGAGAUAAUUCACUUUUCUAGAAGUACAUUUAUAUUGGGGCGCUCUGGUACCGGCAAAACCACUAUUUUGACCAUGAAGUUAUUUCAAAAAGAGAACUUGCACCAUAUGGCUCUUGAAGCAACAUAUGGAAUUAAAAGUGGUGAAUUUCCUUGUUUGAAUGAUGAUAAAGAGCAUGAAGAAAGCUCUAAUGGGAAUGACAGACCUAUCUUACGCCAAUUAUUUGUGACAGUGAGUCCUAAAUUAUGUCAGGCGGUAAAAGAUCAUGUUGUUCGAUUGAAAAGAUCCAUAUGUGGUAGCAAUGUCUCUGCUGAAAGUAGUCCUAUUGAGGAAGAUGUUGAUGUUGAUACAUCAAUCCAGUUUAAGAAUAUACCAGAUACUUUGAUUAAUCUUCCAGCCAACUCAUACCCACUUGUGAUAACAUUUCAGAAGUUUCUAAUGAUGCUUGAUGGGAGUUUAGGGGAUUCAUAUUUUGAAAGAUUUGGUGUAGAAUCUGUUGCUUUAGAGACCUUGAUGAGGAAGAAGGAGGUGACUUAUGACAGGUUUGAUACAAUAUAUUGGCCGCAUUUCAAUUCCCAGUAUACUAAGACUCUAGAUCCAUCUAGAGUUUUCUCUGAGAUCAUGUCUCAUAUAAAAGGGGGUAUGCAAGCACUAGAGCAUGGUGAUGGUAAGCUAAGUCGCGAGAGUUAUGUUUCCUUGUCUGAAAACCGAGCAUCAAGUUUGAGCAAACAGAAAAGAGAGGUGAUAUAUAAUCUUUAUCAAAGCUAUGAAAAAAUGAAGAUGCUCAGAGGGGAUUUUGAUUUAGCUGAUAUUGUAUCUGAUCUUCAUCUUAGACUCAGAACUAAAAGAUACGCGGGUGAUGAGCUUCAUUUUGUGUAUAUUGACGAGGUGCAAGAUCUAACCAUGAGCCAAAUAGCUUUGUUUAAAUAUGUAUGCUCAAAUGUAGAAGAGGGUUUUGUUUUCUGCGGGGAUACUGCACAAACAAUAGCAAGAGGAAUUGAUUUUAGGUUCCAAGAUAUAAAAUCUCUCUUUUACAACAAGUUUGUUCUGGAAUCCAGGAAAAGUUCAUAUAAUCAGGGAAAUGAAAAAGGACUGGUUUCAGAUACUUUUUUAUUGAAUCAAAACUUUCGGACUCAUGCUGGAGUGCUGAAAUUAUCCCAAAGCAUCAUUGAGCUUCUUUCUCGAUUUUUUCCUCAUUCUAUUGAUUCUCUCAGGCCUGAGACCAGCCUCAUUUAUGGGGAAGCUCCCGUUGUUCUUGAAUGUGGAAAUAGGGAAAAUGCAAUUGUAACGAUUUUUGGCAAUAGUGGACUUGUCGAUGGGAAAGUUGUUGGCUUUGGAGCUGAGCAAGUAAUUUUGGUACGUGAUGAUUCGGCGCGGAAGGAAAUUUUAAGCUAUGUAGGGAAACAAGCUCUUGUUUUAACCAUUUUAGAGUGCAAAGGCCUCGAGUUUCAGGAUGUGUUGCUCUACAACUUUUUCGGCGCUUCACCUUUGAAAAAUCGCUGGAGGGUGAUUUAUGAGUACAUGAAUGAACAAGAUAUGCUGGAACCUGCAGAAUCAAAGUCUUAUCCAAGUUUCAGUGAUUCCAAACACAAUAUUUUGUGUUCUGAACUCAAGCAGCUUUAUGUUUCUAUAACUCGUACAAGGCAAAGAUUAUGGAUAUGUGAGAAUACAGAGGAGUUCUCAAUACCUAUGUCUGACUACUGGAAAAAGAAGGGUCUUGUGCAAUUCAAAGAAUUGGAUGAUUCUCUUGCCCAGGCAAUGAAAGUUGCAAGUAGUCCAGACGAAUGGAAGUCACGUGGCAAAAAGCUAUAUUAUCAAAACAACUUUGAAAUGGCAACAAUGUGUUUUGAAAGAGCAGGAGACUCUUAUUGGGAGAAAAAGUCUAAAGCUGCUGGUCUUAGGGCAACUGCAAACCGUUUGCAUGAUUUUAAUCCUGAGGGUGCAAAUGCAACACUUAGAGAGGCUGCUGAAAUUUUUGAAGACAUAGGAAUGGCGAAUUCUGCUGCCCAAUGUUUUUCUGAUUUAGGAGACUUUGAAAGAGCUGGGAAGCUUUAUUUGCAAACAUGUGAAGAGUCUGAUUUGAAAAGAGCAGCGGAUUGCUUCAACUUAGCUGGAUGUUAUGAAACCGCCGCUCAAGUUUAUGCUAGAGGCAGUUUCUUCUCAGAUUGUUUGACGGUUUGUGCAAAAGGAAGAUUGUUUGAGAUUGGCUUCUCUUACAUUCAACAUUGGAAACAAAACAAAAAUGAUGACCGUGGUAUGCUUAAAAGUCUUGAUCUCAACACAAUAGAACAAAAAUUCCUGGAAAGUUGUGCUCAAAAUUAUCUUGAUCAUAAAGAUAUCAGUUCCGUGAUGAAGCUUGUUAAAACUUUUCACACAAUGGAUUCGAAGCGUGUCUUCUUACAAUCAUUGAAUUUACUGGAUGAGCUUCUUGUGUUAGAAGAGGAAUCAGGGAACUUUCUGGAGGCAGUAAACGUUGCUAUGAUGUUGGGUGAUAUUCAACGUGAGGUUGAUCUUCUUGGAAAAGCUGGUAAAUUCAAGGAAGCUUUUGAACUUCUGCUUUUCUAUAUACUUGCGAAUUCUAUUUGGUCUUCAGGAAGCAAAGGGUGGCCUGUAAAGCAGUUUGCACAGAAGGCUGAGCUUUUAGGAAGAGCCUUGUCAUUCGCAAAACAAGAGUCAGACAGCUUCUAUGAGCAUGCAUGUAUGGAAGCUGAAAUAUUAUCAAAUGAUCAUAAAAAGACUUCUGAAAUAAUGAUUCGUUUGAAAUCUUCUCGCAUCCAUGAGAGUAUCAGAGGUGAAAUAUUAUGUUUGUGGCAACUUUUGGAUGUCCACUGUCAUCUGAAUAACUCUAAAUACGUUUGGCAUGACAGUGUGAUUAAUGAUGCUGCUGUUGAGGGAAUGAUUUUGGAGAACCAUCUUUCUAUGGAGACAUUGUUUCAUUGUUGGACAUGUUGGAAGGAUACCAUUGUUCUCAUAUUGGAAUGUCUUCCAAGUUUUAAAUCCCCGGAUACUCAACAGCUUAGCAGUUAUGCAAAAUUUGCAUUGAAUUAUUUGGGUGUUCGGAAGCUAACUUGUAAUCUGAAUGAGGUUUACUCUUUGCUCGUCCCUGAUGCUAACUGGGUUAUAAAAUUGGGUGAUAGGUUUCAAAAGAAGGAUGGAAGGCUAGUUUCUGUUGAUGUUGAUUCAUUAGUUUCUUCUGCCCAGAGCUAUUGGAGUUCAGAACUUCUUUCUGUUGGCAUCGCUGUUUUGCGCAACCUUGAUGCACUAUACAAGUUUUCAGUUAAUACAGACCUUUCUGAUUUUCAGCAGUUUCAGUCUUUGUUGCAUAUCUACGAAGUCUCGGAAUUUCUUCUUGGAUCCAAAUGUUUUAGCCACACCCAUGGUAACUUGAAGACUUUGGACAAAUUUCGCAGACUUCCAAUCGACGGUUUACUUCGGUACAUAGUUCACCUAGACUGGAAGAAAUCUCUGACAAAAGGCAUGGUCUUUAUAAGGACAACUGAGGCUUGUAAGGAUCUGGUGAAAAAGACCAUCUGCGAGAACAUUAGGCUGAAAGAUAGGCUAACAUAUGGUCAAAUUGGAAGGGUGGCAGUUAUGAUUCUCGGUACAGCUGGUCUGCUUAAUGAAUUGUAUGCGGAAAUUAUGACCAGAUUUGAACAUAACAUACCCUGGAAAAAAUUCAUUCAGCAGUGGAAUUCAUCUCAAGAAAUUUCACAAGGAAGUGAUUCAUCUGCAGAGCUGAAUUGCGUGCUCAGUCUUUAUGAAGCUCUGGAGUAUACUUACAAUGUGAACUGGAUGAAGGAAACUGAUUAUCUAUCACCGAGUUGUUUUCUGUAUCUGGUUGAACGGCUUCUGCUAUUGGCAUCAUGCAGAAAGGGGCUCAUGUUUGCUACUAAGUCAUCUUUCAUUGAAUGGCUUAAUUAUCAGGAUGAAAAUUCACUAGCAAAUUUGAGUUUAACUCCAGGUAUGAAUAUGACAAAGGCGCAUAAGUUCAUUGCGCGUAUCAUCCAAGAGUUGAUUAAUAAUCAAAAUGGUAGCAUAAAUUGGAUGAGGAAGUCAAACUUAGAUGUGAAGAGUUGUUUACCACUGUUUGUCCUGAGAUUGGUUGUCUCAUUAUGUUUGCUUCACCUCAGCACAAGGAAGUAUUUAGAGCCACUUUCCACUUUGUUGGGAAAGAGCCAUGUCACCUCGCAACUGCCGUUGGAAUUUUGCAAUGUUCUUAAGAGAGGAAGGGAAGUCAUGGAUUUGAAAGUCAUUGCUGAGGCACUUAAAGUGAUUGACAAUCCCUUGGUUAUUGUCAAGUUAGGCAACAGUUCUUCAAAAAUUGUUUGUCCUGAUGCUGUGUUUGUAGAUUUGAUGGUCUGCCGGCAAAAAGAGCUCAUAUUGCAGAUGUUGUUUCUGGAUAAAGUUGACAGUGUUGAUCGGGAAAGUGCAGAAGUUAUUGUUGAAUCUUCUGACUCAAGCCAUGUUUCUGUUUCAACGGACAUGUAUACAAAUUUUGACUUGGUAUGGGAUAGCUUGGAAGACUUACUUUCAACAAUUGAGAAAGCCGAUUUUAAUAGGGAGUCUCCUGAUUCCAAUACGAUGAAAGCCUUAAUUAUAAAGGGUUGGUUGAAGUUGAAGUCAUCCCAUCUUCUGGAUCUGUUGGAUACCUGCUUAAAAUUUCUGGCUCAAGAAUAUAAAUUUAAUUUUCUUGUGCAACAAAUCCCUGGUGCUACCCUUGAAAAACAAAUUGAAGCAGCCGAGGAGUUGGCCUUCUUUGAUGAAAUUAAGCAACUUUUUUCCGCAUUGAAUGCGAGAAAUGUGAGUAUGACAAAGACUAAGAGGAUUGCAAACAGCAUUUUAGUUGAAGAACUCGCGAAGAAAAUUCUUGCAAAACGACCAAAAGUUGAGAAAAAUUUGAAGAAGCUUACAGGAAAAAGGACUGCAGCAGGGAAUGAUGAUGAGGUGCAAAAUGUCGACUCAGAUGCUGACUCAGAUGUUGACUCGAAUGUCGACUCAGAUGAAUCAGAAGAAGAUAGCAUAAAUGAUGUUCAGGUGCAAAAAGGUGUUCAGGUUCAAAAUGUGGCCAGGAAUUUCCAUGGAAAAGGGAAGAAGAAAAACAAUAAUCCCAAGAAAAACAAGGGAGGGAGAAAGAGCUGUAAGAUGGAAUGUCCUUCGGAAUGUGCUUCGUGCAUGCGAUACCAUGAUGAUCCAGAAGCUCAGAGGAGUAUCCGGACAUUUAAACUCAUUCAGCCUAGGGAAAAUUUUAACAUGUUCGUUCGGGACUGUGGGGGAAGCUAGCUUUAUGUAGCACUGCAGCAUCAAGACUUUGAC
Trifolium pratense (red clover) is the source of this 8619-nucleotide messenger RNA. RefSeq lists its product as uncharacterized. The record is from RefSeq and is a predicted model, not a curated record. The transcript is spliced from 15 exons. The coding region runs from base 109 to 8586 and encodes 2825 amino acids. Lineage: Eukaryota; Viridiplantae; Streptophyta; Magnoliopsida; Fabales; Fabaceae. Gene Ontology annotation, molecular function: helicase activity; protein binding; ATP binding.